This is a messenger RNA of Tricharina praecox, 1031 nucleotides long. Its product is annotated as pyridoxamine 5'-phosphate oxidase-domain-containing protein. The coding region runs from base 118 to 804 and encodes 228 amino acids. The transcript is spliced from 3 exons. NCBI's taxonomy places the organism in Eukaryota, Fungi, Ascomycota, Pezizomycetes, Pezizales, Pyronemataceae. The record is from RefSeq and is a predicted model, not a curated record.
CAUGGACAUCGCUAACAGCUGACUGCGAUAAGAACCGGCCCACCCCUAUCAGAUAACCUAGAGCUUAAAGCUCCGGUCGUCCCCCAAUCAAAGCUCCCGACCAGCUCCAAAUCAAGAAUGCAUUUCUCGGCCUUUUUUACCACGUUCCUCCUCAGUGGCCUCGCCGCUGCCUUACCAUCCAACGAUGCGGCCUCGGUCCAGAUGAUCGAUCUCUCUACCGCGUCGCGCCCCACCGUCAAAGAGGCCGCAGUUCAAGCGCGAAAGCUACUGCGCUCGGAGACGAUCUCGACUCUUUCUACCGUGUUUCCCGCGGGAGAGAAGCAUGGUCUUGAGGGGCAGCCGGUCGGGCUGAUGGAGUAUUAUGCCGAAUGCUCUGAGAAUGGGAAUCCUACGCUCUUAGGCAUGCACAUAGCGACCUCCUUCCGCAACACCGUCCCCGACAACUCCACCAUCUCCCUCUCGGUGCGCCAACACGCGCCGCACAUGUUCUCUCCUGCAGCACACCCACGUCUCUCGCUCGUUGGCAAACUCAAGACCAUCGACGACUCUGACGAAGCCGCACGUCUGAAGCGUUGUUUCACCACUCGCCACCCAGACGCGAAGAUCUGGACACCCGGAAACAAGAUCCACGAGAGCUACUGGGUGGCGUUUGAGGUUGAGAGCGUCUACUGGAUUGGUGGCUUCGGGAAUGUCGCGUACAUCGGGUGGAUCCCGAAGGAGCUGUAUCAGGAGGUUAAACUGCCGUGUGUCGAGGGGGAGGGGAGUGGGUGGAGGAAGUUCUUGUUUUGGAAUCAGGGACUGUAAAGGUUUCUGGGUCAGACGUUUUGGAUCUGUUGAUACGCGCGCAGGCUUUGCUCCAUUGUACACGAUUAUUUCCUUGGCACAUAAAGGACCAUCAAAUACAUAUACCAUCUCUGUCAUAGUCUGAGCAAAAAACAAUGCCUCAUAAGCCCCAUUGGGGCAAAAGAGAAUGCAUCCAUCGGGAGUCGAACCCGAGCCAAUUGCUUGGAAGGCAAUUAUCCUACCGUUGG